AUGUCCCCGGAUGCUGCAAUCAAAUUAUUUUCAGAUAAACUAUCCCCCUACGAACUUUCCGAGAUACAGUUAUACAGGAAUAUAUACUUUAUAGGGCAGAAUGCUAACAAGAGACAGAAUGCUGUUGGUACUGCCAAUAACGAUGGUUUCGAUGAUGACCAGGGCUCCUACAUUCACAUUCCUCAAGACCACAUUGCUUACAGAUAUGAGGUUGUCUUGCGAACAAUAGGAAAGGGCAGUUUUGGGCAGGUAGUAAAGGCCUACGACCACAAAACUCGAACUGAUGUAGCGCUUAAGAUGGUCCGGAAUGAGAAAAGAUUCCAUCGACAGGCGCAAGAGGAAAUAAGAAUCCUGCAGCAUUUGAAGCGAGAGGAUGUCAACAAUUCGUGCAACGUCAUCCACAUCAUCGACCACUUCACAUUUCGCAACCACAUCUGCAUCACGUUCGAGCUUCUCAGUAUGAAUCUCUAUGAACUCAUUAAGAGGAAUAAGUUUCAGGGUUUUACCUUACCCUUAGUGAGAAAAUUCGCCUACUCGAUGCUGCAGUGCUUGCAGCUGCUCUUCACGCAUUCUAUCAUUCACUGUGAUAUGAAACCGGAAAAUGUUUUACUGAAGCAAUCUGGUAGAAGUGGAAUCAAGGUGAUAGAUUUCGGUUCUAGCUGCUACGAGACUCAGCGUAUAUACACGUACAUACAGUCGAGGUUCUAUAGGGCACCUGAGGUCAUCUUGGGAGCCAAAUAUGGCACCCCUAUCGAUAUGUGGAGUUUCGGCUGCAUAUUAGCCGAGUUACUCACCGGCUACCCACUGUUUCCUGGUGAGGACGAGGGCGACCAGCUGGCCUGCAUCUUCGAAGUGCUCGGCAUGCCCGAUAGGAGGCUGUUUGAAAGUUGCAAGCGGACCAGGAACUUCAUCAACUCACAGGGUAUUCCAAGGUACUGUUCAUUAGUUGCACCAGCUAACGACGAGAACGGCAGUCAGCCUGAACUGACGGGGGGUCGAUCAAAACGCGGCAAGUACCGCGGACCUCCCGGAACGAAACCCCUGACAACGGCACUCCGACACAACGGAUCCGUGACGGGAUCAGCCGCCGCCGAAGACUCCAUCUUCGUUGAUUUCUUACAGCGAUGUCUCGAGUUCGACGCCAACGUUAGGAUGACUCCAUCGGAAGCACUGCGACACCGUUGGAUCAAACGCAAG
This is a messenger RNA of Helobdella robusta, 1197 nucleotides long. RefSeq lists its product as hypothetical. The record is from RefSeq and is a predicted model, not a curated record. Gene Ontology annotation, biological process: peptidyl-threonine phosphorylation; peptidyl-serine phosphorylation. The annotation marks the transcript as partial. NCBI's taxonomy places the organism in Eukaryota, Metazoa, Annelida, Clitellata, Rhynchobdellida, Glossiphoniidae. Gene Ontology annotation, cellular component: nucleus. The transcript is spliced from 6 exons. Gene Ontology annotation, molecular function: protein serine/threonine/tyrosine kinase activity; protein serine/threonine kinase activity; ATP binding.